Messenger RNA from Rattus rattus (black rat), 1131 nucleotides. RefSeq names its product arylacetamide deacetylase-like 2. The transcript has 5 exons. The record is from RefSeq and is a predicted model, not a curated record. NCBI's taxonomy places the organism in Eukaryota, Metazoa, Chordata, Mammalia, Rodentia, Muridae. The coding region runs from base 1 to 1131 and encodes 376 amino acids. Gene Ontology annotation, molecular function: triacylglycerol lipase activity; sterol ester esterase activity. Gene Ontology annotation, biological process: triglyceride catabolic process. Gene Ontology annotation, cellular component: membrane; cytosol.
AUGGCAAUUCUCAUUGGCCUGAUUCUUGUGACAUUGGUGAUAGGAACGAUGGUGAUUCUUCUGGCCACAUUAUUUGAAAACAUAGGUCUCAUGAAGUAUGAAAAAAUAUUUUCAAUUGUGGCAACAUUUUACAUUGCACAACCAGUUUCAGAUGAAAAUGUUACAGUGAUUGACACAGACUUCAGUAACAUCCCUGUUCGUCUGCAUGUGCCAAAGAGGAAGUCAGAGAGAAAGAGACCAGCUAUUAUUUUCAUUCAUGGUGGUAUCUUUGUCUUCGGAAGUUGCAAGAUAACAGCUCAUGACAACAUGAACAGACUCAUAUCAAACAAGAUUGAUGCUGUCGUUUUAGGAAUAGAAUACAGACUUGCUCCCAAGUAUCUAUUCCCAGCUGCCCUUGAAGACUGUGUUUCUGCAACCAAGUUCUUUCUCCAGGAGAAAGUUCUUGCAAAAUACAGAGUGGAUCCCUCACGCAUCUGCAUUAUGGGAGAGAGUUCUGGGGGUGCCUUGGCAGCAGCAUUGACUCAACUGCUACGGAGUGAUCCAGAAUUCAAAAAUAGAAUCAAGGCACAAGCCUUAAUAUACCCCGGCCUACAGUUGGUUGACACCUUCCUGCCAUCUCAUCGAGAGUAUCCACAUGGUCCAAUCCUGCACAGGGAGAUGAUGUUCAAGUUGGCGUCUCUAUAUGUAACUAAAGACUCAUCAAUGAUCCAGGCCUUACUGAGGAACGAGCACAUGCCUGAAGAAUCGAGACACGUGUUCAAGUUUGUUAACUGGAGUAACUUCCUUCCUGAGAAGUACAAAAAGAACUAUGUUUACACUGAACCAGUUCUUGGGAAGGUGAAUGCUUCCUACCCAGUGCUUAUGGAUAGCAGGCUGUUUCCUUUGCUAGCUAAUGACUCCCAGUUACAGAGUUUGCCACUAACUUAUAUCCUCACUUGCGAACAUGAUCUCUUAAGAGAUGAUAGUUUCAUUUACAUCGCUCGACUUAGAAAUGUUGGAGUUCAAGUUUUUCACGACCACAUGGAGGAAGGAAUUCAUGGAGCUCUAUCCUUCACUAUGGGUACCAUGGCUUUAAAUCUAGGAUUUAAAAUAAGAGAUAAGUAUAUUCAUUGGUUAGAGGAAAACCUAUGA